Molecule: messenger RNA, 623 nt
Organism: Anopheles nili
Lineage: Eukaryota; Metazoa; Arthropoda; Insecta; Diptera; Culicidae
Gene: Ak6
Product: adenylate kinase isoenzyme 6 homolog
Exons: 2
Coding region: 97-618 (173 amino acids)
Cellular component (GO): cytoplasm; nucleus
Molecular function (GO): AMP kinase activity; ATP binding; ATP hydrolysis activity
Source: RefSeq, a predicted model, not a curated record
GUGGAAUUUAAACGGUUCCAGUGAAAUGUGCUGACAGGAAGCACAAGCAAACAGAACCGAAACACUUUCCUGGGAUAUCGUAAAACAAACCAAAGCAUGGCGCUGCCAAACAUCCUCGUUACCGGCACCCCUGGCACGGGCAAAUCGGAACUUUGCCGGCGGCUGUCGGAAAAGCUCGGCUUCCAAUGGCAGAACGUGAGCAGCAUCGUAAGCGAAAACAAAUUCGUCGAGGAGUACGACGAGGAGUUUGAGUGCCCGGUGCUGGACGAGGACCGGUUGCUGGAUUUCCUCGAACCGCUGAUGCAAAAGGGUGGCCACUGUGUCGAAUACCACAGCUCGGAAUUCUUCCCUGAACGCUGGUUCGCCGCAGUAUUCGUCAUCCGGUGCUCGACCUCGCUCCUAUACGAUCGCUUACAAGCGCGCGAGUACGGCGAACGCAAGAUCAAAUCGAACAUGGAGUGCGAAAUCUUCCAGAUCCCGCUAGACGAGGCACGAGAUGCGUACCGGCGAGAAAUCAUCUUCGAGCUGACGAGUGACACCGAGCAGGAUCAUGAUGCAAACUUGCAGCGCGUGCAGGACUGGCUGGACCAGUGGAAGGCGAAACACAAUAAAUUGUAAUCGAC